AGCACGCUACCCCACCACCCCGUCCCGUACGACGCUCCUCGACGCAGCCCUCCGCCGCGCACGGAAUCCCUCUGAACCAAUCCCGUCCUCGAGUACACCCCGCAAGUCCCCAUCUCCAUCACGGCCGCGCUCACGCGCAACGUCGCCCAUCCGCCUUCUCCAAAUGGGCGUGAGCGCGUUCCGCGCCGCACGCACCGAGCACGAUCACGCACGAGAAGGCACAGCCGACGGUGCGCCGCCCCGCAAUGCAGGGGGGAGAGGGCAGAGACGAGGCAGAAGAGGAAGAGGACGGCGGGGAAGGAGAGGCAGGGGCGAUGAUGACGAAGAUGACGAAGAAGAGCCCUUCGUCCCCGUCGACCCCUGGCGCCUACGCGCGCGCAUCCGCCAGCUCUCUCUGAACACCCCGCACAUUCCCGACCUCGAAAGCGGACUCCACCGCGUGCAAUCCAACCUCGGCAUUCCACCCGAGGCAGAGUGCCACGAAACACUAACAUCGUGCCUCCCCUCCCCACCGUUCCUCUCUUCCCUCCGCUCCCACUCUUUCCCUCUCCUCCGCCCGCUCUCACUCGCCCGCGUCGCGUCACCGAGGCUCAAGCGAGGCCUCGAAGACACAUGGACGCACUUUACAGACACACUCCCGCGCCAGAUAUACCUACACAUCCUCCUCCGCCUCCCGAGCCUCUACUUCGCACGCAUAGCGCGCGUAUUCGAGGACGCCGAGCUGAGCAAGCCCGAUAUCGAGCGCAUGGUCGAGGCGUGCUGGGAGGGCGACUGGGCGUCUCUUCCUCAGGGCCGUUCUCAUUCUCACGGGCCACGUCGAACUCACGGCCGGAGCCCGGGACAUGCUCACCACUCGCCCUCGCCGCCGCCGCGCUUGCUCGGGCAGGGUCUUGUCGGGAGCCCGAGGGCGUCGCUCGCCAGAGGGCUCGGGAUCGGGGCCACUUCGGCUCCGGCUUCUUUGGCUGCCGGGAACGACGACGCGCACGAGGAGGGCGGCGCGACGGACGAGUGGGCGCUGCCGUUCCCCGAGGAGUGGGUGAGCGGCGCGGCGGACGUGCCGCCGUCGAUCGUGCGCUUCAAGCGCUCGUGGGAGGAGUUCAUCGAUUCCCUGCUAAGGGAGUGGAAGACGCUCAAUUUGGUGUCUGCGUUGUUGCUUUCCGCAAUCCUCUCCAUGUUCCAAAACACCCAAAUGUCGCUCGACCCCCUCAUCCGCACCCCCGCACUCAUCUCGCUCACCUGCGCGCUCAUGUCCCUCUCCUACGGCUGCGUGUACAUCGUGCGCUUCGGCACCAUGCGCACGAUGCACAACGCGCUCCGCUGGGCGGACGAGGCGCGGCACACGGAGACCUCGAUAUGGUGGAACGUCUGGGUCCUCCUCGCCAUGCCCGCCGUCUGGCUCGCGUGGAGCAUGGUCUCCUUCGUCGUCGCCAUUCUCGCGUUCGUGUGGCGCUCGGGCGCCGACAGCGAUCCGCAGACGCCCAAUCAGCUGGGGAGCAGGGCGGUGCUGGGCCCGCGCGUGGGGAUAUCGAUGCUGUUCGUGCUGGGGGUUGUGUAUUUCGGGGCGAUGGUGAGGACGCUGGGGAGCUACGGGUACGGGCGGCGCGGGGCGAGGGAGGCGGCGCGGUAUCCGCCGAUGCACCUGUACCUUUCGAACUCGAGGCCGACGUCGACUUCGCCGCCGCCGCCGGAUUACCUCGAGCGCGAGCGCGACGUGGGCCUCGUUGGUGCGCGCAGACCCGGGGCGUUCACCCCGCCUCCGGCCAUCAGCCCCACCCCACGCACCUCGCUCGACGACCGCGAUCGCGUAGGGCGUACCGUCUUCCCUCCUGACCGCGGGACAGGAGAACCCCAACGCGGACGCGACCGCACCACGCGGCGAGGUGCCGAUAUUGGUCGGCCCCGCCGUGCGUCCGACGCGCAGAUCCCGCUCUCGGCCGUUACCGGUCUCGGGCUGAUGAAUUUGCCAGGGGACGGGUCAGGCAGCGGUGUCAAUCUCAGCGGCAGUGGCAACGGCAACGGCAACGGCAACAGCGAAGCGACGCCCAGGUCGAGCGAUAGUUUGGUGAUGACGGAGAAGGAGGCGCUGUAAGGUCCAUUCGCGCAACGUGGAAUGGAACUGAGGCGUGCGCGUGAUGCUGCGUCUUGGACUUGGAGUUUGGAUUUUGUCCGUGCUGUGAGGAGUGGGCAGAUGCUGUAUGUUCUUGCUGUACGUGGAAGUCUCGCGGGAGGCGAGGCACGAUGCGGUACGCUACGCUACGUUACGUUGCGGUGCGCUGUGGUAUGCGCAUACAUGAUGGCCGGUGUACUUCUGUCUCUUCUCGUCACCCACGUCCGUGAUGACCGGUUCACGAAUAUUUAUUCUGACAUCAUAUUGUAUAUUUCACAGCAUCGACGCACGGCGAGUUUUCGCUGGACGCCUAAUAGCGAGCAGGAUUCUUUCCGCUCUUGUCUCCGUGUAUAUACCUCUGUAUGCA
Coniophora puteana RWD-64-598 SS2 is the source of this 2474-nucleotide messenger RNA. RefSeq lists its product as uncharacterized. NCBI's taxonomy places the organism in Eukaryota, Fungi, Basidiomycota, Agaricomycetes, Boletales, Coniophoraceae. The record is from RefSeq and is a predicted model, not a curated record. Bases 164 to 2089 code for a protein of 641 amino acids. The transcript is spliced from 2 exons.